CCGAAAGGCGCCGAUCGUCGCCGCCCGCCCCGCUGCGCUCACUUCCGGCCCCGCGCGCGUGCCGCGGCCCUUUUCCGCCGCGCGGCCGAAAUGGCGGACACGCAGACCGAGCGGGCCUACCAGAAGCAGCCCACCAUCUUCCAGAACAAGAAGCGGGUGCUGCUGGGGGAGGGCGGCAAGGAGAAGCUGCCCCGUUACUACAAAAACAUCGGCCUGGGCUUCAAGACCCCCAAGGAGGCCAUUGAGGGCACCUACAUCGACAAGAAAUGUCCCUUCACCGGUAACGUGUCCAUCCGUGGCCGGAUCCUCUCGGGGGUGGUGACCAAGAUGAAGAUGCAGCGCACCAUCGUGAUCCGCAGGGACUACCUGCACUACAUCCGCAAGUACAACCGCUUCGAGAAGCGCCACAAGAACAUGUCUGUGCACCUCUCCCCCUGCUUCAGGGAUGUGCAGAUCGGGGACAUUGUCACGGUGGGCGAGUGCCGGCCCCUCAGCAAGACCGUUCGCUUCAACGUCCUCAAGGUCACCAAGGCAGCCGGCACCAAGAAGCAGUUCCAGAAGUUCUGAGGGAGGUGUGUGGGGCAAAUAAAGCGUUUGUAAGGACA
Messenger RNA from Colius striatus (speckled mousebird), 605 nucleotides. It is a transcript of the gene RPS11, whose product is annotated as ribosomal protein S11. Gene Ontology annotation, cellular component: cytosolic small ribosomal subunit; ribosome. The transcript is spliced from 5 exons. Gene Ontology annotation, biological process: translation. Gene Ontology annotation, molecular function: structural constituent of ribosome. NCBI's taxonomy places the organism in Eukaryota, Metazoa, Chordata, Aves, Coliiformes, Coliidae. The coding region runs from base 91 to 567 and encodes 158 amino acids. The record is from RefSeq and is a predicted model, not a curated record.